Messenger RNA from Tetranychus urticae (two-spotted spider mite), 1361 nucleotides. It is a transcript of the gene qm, whose product is annotated as geranylgeranyl pyrophosphate synthase quemao. The record is from RefSeq and is a predicted model, not a curated record. Gene Ontology annotation, molecular function: prenyltransferase activity. Gene Ontology annotation, biological process: isoprenoid biosynthetic process. Lineage: Eukaryota; Metazoa; Arthropoda; Arachnida; Trombidiformes; Tetranychidae.
CUUAACCCGUUUUUAUGAAUAUAUAUAUUUACGGUGUGAAAUAAGAUUGCCUUCAUUUCCAUCUCCAGCCAGGUCCAACUACAUCAGUGACUUCAAAUUUGAUUAGUUAAAUAAUUAAGUGCAACAUAAUAUACACCAGUUCAUUACAAUUUUCACGUGAUUUCAUCAACAGUUAUAUCUUUCCUUACAGGGUUAUCAAACUUUUACCGGUUCAUCUUGCGAACAGUCUGUCAUUCUGUUUGGUUCAGUUUGUUAUCAAUUUGAACAAUCCACAGUUGCUCUGUCAAUACCAUGGCCUUACAUGUUAAUGUCGAACCAUCACCUAAUUGGUAUUCGGAAAAGAAGCUGAUUCUAGAACCCUAUGAGUACAUUACUCAAAGAACUGGUAAACAGAUCCGGACCAAGCUGAUGAAGGCUUUUAAUUUUUGGCUCAAUGUACCUGAAGAUACAUGUGCUAAGAUUGAAUCAAUUGUUGAAAUGUUACACAAUUCAAGUCUAUUGGUGGAUGAUAUUGAGGAUAACUCUACUUUAAGACGAGGGAUUCCAGUUGCUCACAAUGUUUUUGGACUUGCUACCACAAUCAACUGUGCCAAUUAUAUUUAUUUUCUAGCACUUCACAAGAUUAUCACUGAAUUACCAGAAGAUAAAGUAACAGAAGCUGUUAAAAUAUACACUCAACAAAUGUUAGAGUUACAUAGAGGACAAGGUCUGGAAAUCUACUGGAGAGACAGUUUUGUUUGUCCCACUGAAAAGGAAUACACUGAAAUGAUAAGCAUGAAAACAGGUGGACUUUUUGGGCUUGGUGUCAAUUUACUGCAGUUAUUCAGUAAAAACAAGCAAGAUUUAUCUCAAAUGGUAUUUCUUUUAGGAGUAAUUUUUCAAAUCCGUGAUGAUUACAACAAUUUGAAGUCAGAUGAAUAUAAAGAAAACAAAAGCUUUUGUGAAGAUCUAUCAGAAGGAAAAUUUUCAUUUCCAGUUGUCCAUGCAAUUAAAAGUUACCCAGAUAAAUCUACAAUAAUGAACAUCAUCAGGAAGCGUACAAAUGAUAUCGAGAUUAAAAAAUUAGCCGUUAGUGUACUAGAGGAACUUGGAUCAUUUAAAUAUACCAAAGAGGUUCUUACAAAAUACCAUGAGCAAGCUAAGGAGGAAUGUACUAAACUCGGUGGCAAUGAAUACAUCUCCAAAUUACUGGAAUCACUGAGAAUUGAUAAAGACGUUAAAGAAGCUGCAUCUUCGUCAAAGUCAUAAAGUUAGACUUGAAUUCUGUAUUUUUAAACUAUCAAGUGAUGAAGAAAACUAGGAAAUACUGAUCAUUCCAUUUUUCAAUUCAAAAGAAUAAACUUGAGAAGAUUGUCAAUUCA